This is a messenger RNA of Colletotrichum siamense, 324 nucleotides long. RefSeq lists its product as uncharacterized. Lineage: Eukaryota; Fungi; Ascomycota; Sordariomycetes; Glomerellales; Glomerellaceae. Bases 1 to 324 code for a protein of 107 amino acids. The record is from RefSeq and is a predicted model, not a curated record. The transcript has 3 exons.
AUGCAGUUCUCUACCAUCCUCGUUGCCGCUGUUGCCUGCGCCACUGGUGCUGUUGCCAACCUCCACACCGCUGCCUGGUGUAUCUCUUCGGGCCUUAAGGACUCUGACCCCAAGAACGUCGCCGCCACCGAGGCUGCCUGCGGUGCCUACAAGGAGCGCCACACCGGCAACGACGUCUGGGACACUUGCCCCGACUGCUACCUCGGUGUCAAGGACGACGACGCCCAGGUCGCCACCUGCAACUCCCCCGCCAAGCACAUUGGCGGUGACGAGUGGGAGGAGUACUGCAUCCAGUACGGUGCCGUCAACGGCGCUGCCAACUAA